ACCUGAUAUUUUUCUUGACAAUGACAAUAAAAUAGUUCUCAAUUUUUCAAUUAUAAAACAGCCUCCAGAAGGAACCCAAGGCCGUUUCAUAAUAAAACGAGCAUCCAUGGGUGAGUAUGUUGUGGACACUGGAAUCGAUGUAACAAUGGAAUUAUGUGAUGGCAUCGAAGAACCUAUAAUGAUCGGUCCGAUUCUUGAAGCAUUAGGAUUUACUGUAGACAACUGUCCUCCUGGUGUUGGUAUUUAUCAAUGUGACGGUUAUAAAGUACAAAAAGACACAAUGCCAGAUGAAGUUCCACCCAAUAAUUAUAAAGUUACUCUAGAAAUCUUCUAUCAUAAUGAAAUAAUAAUCAUUCUUGAGGGAUUCGCUAAAGUUACGUGAAAUUUGAAUUUACAAUUGAA
Molecule: messenger RNA, 402 nt
Organism: Cotesia glomerata
Lineage: Eukaryota; Metazoa; Arthropoda; Insecta; Hymenoptera; Braconidae
Exons: 3
Coding region: 107-382 (91 amino acids)
Source: RefSeq, a predicted model, not a curated record